CGCAAGGUUUUCUUCUGUUCUUUCCAGUCUCACUGGUUGUCCUGUUGUCCAUAAGAAGAAUCUGAUUCUUUUUUUGUCUACUAGUAGACAAUAGACACCUUGAUUGCAAAUUCUUUAUCGUUUACUCAUUUUGAUUAACCGAGAAUGGAACAUUGUUACAAUAAGGGCUGCGGAAAGCAGUUCAAAGUUUCGGAUAAUUCCUCCACAUCAUGUACUUUUCACCCUGGAGAACCGUAUUUCCAUGACGCAUACAAAGAAUGGACGUGUUGUAAAAAGCGUUCCACGGAUUUUACGGAGUUCCUCAAUUUUAAGGGAUGCAAAACAUCCUUUCACUCGCAUGUGAAACCGGUGGAAAAACCCAAACCAAAGCCUGUCGAAGUGGUCGACGAAAUCUCGAAGCCUCCAGCGAAACCUCAGGAACCGAUGCAGCGACCCGAUGCCAGUUCGCCUUUAAUCCCUCUGCCCGUCCAAGUCACGGCCUCUCUCAAAAAGUCUCUGGAAGAGCAACUGGAAAAGCUGAAGCUCCUAGCGGACGGUGAUAAAAGCGAAAAUAAUGCCGUGAAAGUUGGCGAUCCCUGCCAACAUCGUGGCUGCGCUGUCAAAUACGACGGCCCGCAAAGUGACCACUCCAAGUGCAUUUAUCAUCCGGGCUUUCCCGUGUUCCACGAAGGGAUGAAGUACUGGACUUGUUGUCAGCGGAAGACGAGUGAAUUCGAUGUGUUUAUGAAGCAGGAGGGCUGUGAACAGGGCAACCAUGUCUGGAAGAAGACCGCCGCGGAGCUGCAGGCGGUGCCGACGUGUCGCACCGACUGGCAUCAGACGCCGUCGCAUGUCUACGCCACUUUCUACGCCAAAAACGCCGUUCCCGAGCAGUGCAGCAUCCAGGCUAAUCCGGUGAAAUUGAAGGUGAAACUGGUGUUCGAUGCGGGCAAAAGUCUCUUUGAGAAAGAGAUGGUGUUGGGAGGAAUUAUCGACAUUGAGCAGUCGGAUGUUACGUUGGCGGGCCCCAAAGUGGAAGUCAAGAUGAAGAAAGCUGAAGCGGCAGCAUGGAAAACUUUGGAUAUUAAAGAGAAUUAAUGUUCCCUUGCCGCCACAAUUUGGCAAGACUUACAUGUAUGAUCUUCAUUUUUUACGUUGGAAAAUAGAUAAGAAAAUCUUGACGCUGUUUUGACAUUCGAUGAUGGAAUUGGUGACCACCAUUGGUGAUUGGUACCUCAAUAAUUUCGUCUGCAGACGAUGUACGAUUGAUUUAUUGCGUAGUGUACAAGCAAAAUUAUUCAAAAAAUGCGCUUGAAAAUGAAAGGUGCGCUUGCGUCAA
Molecule: messenger RNA, 1318 nt
Organism: Paramacrobiotus metropolitanus
Lineage: Eukaryota; Metazoa; Tardigrada; Eutardigrada; Parachela; Macrobiotidae
Product: cysteine and histidine-rich domain-containing protein 1-like
Exons: 3
Coding region: 145-1077 (310 amino acids)
Source: RefSeq, a predicted model, not a curated record